CUCUCGUUCCAAUCCGAAUGUCAGCACGGUCGUGGCAGAUCUGUCAAAAUCCUUAAUAUCGUCAAAGACUGGUUUGAUCGAUGCUCUGUUGCUAAUCCUGUGGCAUCUCAACCCACUCUUUCCGGUUCAACGCACUCAACAUGCUCGCCAUCCUCAGUAUAAAUCAUGUUGUCUUGCCUGCUCUCAGUACUUUUCGAUCAGUUCAGUUUUGUCUUUCAUUCCCUUUGCCAAUCAAGAGCUGUGCUCUGAAGCAUCCUUCGUCUUUUGUUUUUGUCAUUAAUUCACCCACCGAUCGUUUCAAUCCUUCGUUCAUUCUUUAUCGACAGCAAAUCGCUACAAGCAAUAGCUUCGCUUCAACUUCAAGAUGAAGCCUAGCACCUACUUGUACCUGGCGGCCUACUUCGGUCUGUCCGCUGCCGCUCCUCACAACAAGCGUGAUGACACUUGCCCUUGUGCUCCUGCCGAUUCGAAGAGCACUUCUACUCUGACCGUCACCCAAUGGUCUACCCAGACUCACACUCAGACAGUCACAGAGCAUGUCACAAGCUACGUUACCACGACUGCUGCUGGUUCAGCAGUCCCAUCUGUGCAGACUGAUGCUGCCGCCUCCUCUGCUCCUGCAUACGGUGGUGGCAACUCAGGCUCUUCACCUUCGUCUUCGGAUGUCGACGCUUCCAACGGUACUCCCACCAACGCUGCUUCUGGAAGUUCUGGCGCCAUCACUACCCUUCCUACUGCUUCGUUCGGUGAGGGUAACUACGGUGCCACCACCCCGGCUGCCUCUGCCAACGUCCCUGCUGUCACAGGUACUACCACCAUGGGCCCCUCUGGUCCCGAGGUCGUCUAUGUGACAGACAUCGUUUCCGAGACAGUCACAACCUGUAAGUAACCCAAGAUGUCAACUCGAUAUUGCGAUAUCAUGAGCCCAGAUUCAGAAACACAUUGCUGACUAUAUCCAGGCCCUGUUGGUCACACGAUCACAUCUGCU
Messenger RNA from Aureobasidium subglaciale EXF-2481, 988 nucleotides. RefSeq lists its product as uncharacterized. The record is from RefSeq and is a predicted model, not a curated record. NCBI's taxonomy places the organism in Eukaryota, Fungi, Ascomycota, Dothideomycetes, Dothideales, Saccotheciaceae. Bases 365 to 889 code for a protein of 174 amino acids. The transcript has a single exon.